AUCUCAGUUCUGUCAGAAGAUAAGGAAUAUCUGGCUAAUCGCUUCUUCUUCUUCUUCUUCUCCUUCUUUUUCACACAGGGAUUUCACGUUUCACGGGUAAAUGGAAACCCACGCUGGGGUAGAGCUGUUGUGUGUAGAAACUGUCUGGGUAUCACGUUAUAGCCGCAGGGCUGGCUAGAGGAUGGAUUUGAACAAGUAGAGGGAAAUGGCUUCUGAAAUAGGGACUCCGAAAAGCCAGAUAUCAGUUGUAUAUAAUGACUAUGGCAAAAAGAGAAUCCUCAGGACACAAUGUGAUGAUGCGCUGAUGUUGAAAUAUUGCUCGGCGAUUGAGGGGCAGCUGGAGCAGAUAACAAGAUCAGGUGAAAAUCUUGAGGGCGCAGGGCAACAAGAAGUUGGUUCUGGGGAAGACAGGGGGGGGUUAAGAACUACAGCGAGAAUGAGAGAAAAAGAAAUGCGCCCUGCGCCAGAUACAUAUGGGAUGCAACAGCCGGCGACGUACUCUGAAACGCCCCUGGGCGGUGGUUAACCAAAUGGAAAAAAGGAUGCGACAGUGUCAUGAAUCAUGGACGGGCCUUUGCUGGGUCGACUGGAAACGCUGGCGGUUUCUGCGCAUAAAUUUCUAUUUAUUUGAGUUUGCAGGUAGUUAUUAGGUUAAAUCAGACCCUUGGUAGCGGGUAUAGAAACUUGUAGCUAUUAAUUAAAUAGUGUCAGUCU
Blastomyces gilchristii SLH14081 is the source of this 714-nucleotide messenger RNA. RefSeq lists its product as uncharacterized. The record is from RefSeq and is a predicted model, not a curated record. NCBI's taxonomy places the organism in Eukaryota, Fungi, Ascomycota, Eurotiomycetes, Onygenales, Ajellomycetaceae. Bases 206 to 526 code for a protein of 106 amino acids. The transcript has a single exon.